AUGGGGAAGAACAAUGGAAGCAACAAUGGUGGUGGGUGCAACCCCAAAUCAAGAAUGGGGAGGCAGAAGAUAGAGAUAAAGAAGAUAACCAAUGAGGAGGCUCGUCAGGUCUGCUUUUCGAAACGGCGAAACGGGCUCAUGAAGAAGGCCGGAGAGCUCUGCAUCCUCUGUGGGGUAGAGAUCGCCAUCAUCGUCUUCUCCCCCGCCGGCAAGGCCUUCUCCUUCGGUGACCCCUCCGUUGACGCCAUCAUCAACCGCUUUCUCGACCCUUCCUCUCACGUCCCCGCCCCUUCCGAUGCUCACCGUGCGUCCACCAUUGAGGAGCUCAACCGCCAGAACGACGAACUCAUCCAGCAGAUCGAAGCGGAGAAGAAGCACCAUGUCCUGCUGCAGAAGCUGCACCGCAGCGAGGGGAGCAGCCGCAUGGGCAGCCAUUUCUGGGACGCCGACGUGGAAAACUCCUCACUCGAUCAGCUCGAAGAGUUGAAGGCCGCCUUGGAGGAGAUGAGGUCAGCACUAGCCAAGCGUGCCAACGAGCUCACUACGGGAAUGCCGGUGAUGCAUCUACCAGCUACCACCGGUCACCAUCACCAAUUUCCUCCGACGUCGCUCCCUCCUCCUCCAUAUUCUUCUGCCAGUUCCUCCGCUGCUCCUCUGCCAUCCAGCACCUUCCUCGUUGGCCACAACAACAACUCCAUGACCAUCCCCUUCACUGAUAACAGCAACUCGUUCAUGGUGUCCUCGUCGAACUCUCACAACGUGGAGAACCUCUCGCUCGAGCAGUUUGAGGAGUUCAUGAACUCCCUGAAGGAGAUGAGGUCGGCUUUCGCCAAGCGCACUAACGAGCUCAGGACGGGAAUGGCGGUGAUGCAUCCACCCAACACCGCCGGCCACCACCACCACCAAUUUACUUCGUUGUUGCUCCCUCCUCCUCCCUAUGUUUCGGCCGCUGCUCCUUUGCCUUCCAGCUCCUUCCUCGGCGGCUACACCUCCAAUUCCAUGAGCAAGCCGUUCACUAACAACAACAAUUCUUUCAUGGCGUGCACCUCGAACUCUCACGGAACUACUGCAAACUCCGGCGACUAUUUCCCGGGCAACCAGACUGCCGGCCGGCCAGUUUACCAGCUUUGA
Molecule: messenger RNA, 1131 nt
Organism: Nymphaea colorata (pocket water lily)
Lineage: Eukaryota; Viridiplantae; Streptophyta; Magnoliopsida; Nymphaeales; Nymphaeaceae
Product: agamous-like MADS-box protein AGL28
Exons: 1
Coding region: 1-1131 (376 amino acids)
Biological process (GO): positive regulation of transcription by RNA polymerase II
Molecular function (GO): RNA polymerase II cis-regulatory region sequence-specific DNA binding; protein dimerization activity; DNA-binding transcription factor activity, RNA polymerase II-specific
Source: RefSeq, a predicted model, not a curated record